AGGCGGAGAAAGGACUUAUUCAACAACAUUCUUCACACAGUCCGCAUGACAUCACCGCGCCGAACGUUCGCUGUGUACUUUAUAAUAGUUUAAAAUUCGGCGUUUCUUUUUUAAAAACCUGCCACUUGUUCCGGACCAACGGGGCGGUGUAAUCUGAGCGCGCCGAGGUAAAGUCGGGCUCCAGCUGGUUCGUUAGCUAUCUUAUUUUAGCCAGCGGCUAGCAGUAGAUUUACGGCUUAUAUACAUCCGCCACUUCUUUGCUGCAUUGCCAACAUGUUUGGGUUAGUUUACGACAGCGAGAGAGUGGCCGCUGAAUAAUUGAUCCCGAUUUGUGUCGUGUUUGGCCCGUUUUCAUUGUCAGUCUUGUUCGACGAGUGCGUCGAAUUUAGCUGCGCUGCUAUAUAUAUAUAUAUAUAUUUAUAAAACACAACAACAAAGCCAGCUGUCGAUUAAAGCUACCCUCAGGGAGCCAAGUGUCGAGUAUGGCGCAGCACGAUUGCUCUCAUGUCGCCAGCUCACAGAAAGCUCUCAUGCUGGAAAUGAAAAGUCUUCAGGAAGAACCCGUCGAGGGCUUUAAAAUAACACUGGUGGACGAGGCUGAUAUGUACAACUGGGAAGUGGCCAUUUUUGGACCCCCCAACACUCACUACGAGGGCGGCUAUUUUAAGGCUCGGAUCAAGUUCCCUAUGGACUACCCUUAUUCCCCACCUUCCUUCAGGUUCCUCACCAAGAUGUGGCAUCCCAACAUAUAUGAGAAUGGAGACGUGUGUAUUUCCAUAUUGCACCCUCCAGUGGACGACCCGCAAAGUGGAGAACUACCAUCAGAGAGAUGGAAUCCCACCCAGAAUGUCCGAACUAUCUUGCUGAGCGUAAUCUCGCUGCUGAACGAGCCAAACACCUUCUCUCCUGCCAACGUGGACGCCUCCGUCAUGUACCGGAAAUGGAGGGACAGCAAGGGCAAAGACCGUGAAUACGUGGAGAUCAUCAGGAAACAAGUCGUGGCCACCAAAGCCGAGGCGGAGCGCGACGGCGUGAAGGUGCCCACCACGCUGGCGGAGUACUGCGUCCGCACACGCGCCCCGCCUCCCGACGAGGGCUCCGACCUCUUCUAUGACUAUUAUUACGAUGACGACGAUGUGGAGGACGGCGACGGCGACUGCUGCUACGACGAAGACGACUCGGGCAACGAGGAGUCAUGACAUGCCUUUUUUUUUUUCUUCCUUUCUCCCCUCAGCUCGACCAAUCUUUGCCGACACGCGCGACGUCCCUUCUUUUGCUGCCCGGGUCAUCGGCAAGUGAGAAAUCUUCGACGGCUCCCGUUUUGUAAACCAAUGAAAAUGAGCUAAUUUGACCUCAGCUUGUGCGCUCUUUGUUAAAGCUAAAAUUGAUGGGCUGCUGAUGUCACACGUUCAGUCCAGUUUUUUCCAUUUUCUCCUGGAACCAGAGGGACUUAAACGUCAUGUCGCUUCUAAUGUCAAAGGUCGUGCGGGGUUGACGCCACUUUUGCACUGAUGCAAACCCUUACAAACUAUUUCUUCCAUUGUAACUUUCCCCUUCCUGGUUGUGGGUUUUGCUCGGCGACUUCCUGGUGAAGUGGACUAAAACAAUACACGGAUCGGGACUUUCCCCCCAGGCGUCGUAGUCUGCAUGCCAGAACACCUUGAAUUCUUUUUCUUUCGUCUGUUUGGAAGCUAAAUUGGGUCUGGUCGUACAAAAAGAGGGCCGAACGCUCAUAAACUGGCUGGGUCAAGCUGUCUAACGAUUUGUAUUAUCCCGAAAGUAUUGCUGUGUCUCCUGGUUACUUCUUGUCAUUUUAAUGGUGGAAUUAAUAUUUACAUUAAGAAUGUGUGGGGAUAAUCCAUCUGGGAGGAGGGUGUAAGCGUUUGCUGAUCACAAUAGUUUUUACUCAGGUUAAAAGCCUGACUAAACUUAACGUUUUUUGUUUUUUUAUGCCCCCCCCGAAAAGUAUUUUUGUCUUUCCAUUUCUGCUUAGUCUUUUUCUUGUGGUUAGACUUGAUGCUUGCAGCCUUGCUUGAGAAUGUUUUUUUUGUGAGAUUUUUUUUUUUUAGGUUUGGCAUCUUAACAGCCUGUGUAGAAAAGAUGAUGUUGCAGUGUCAGUCAGAAUUAUAAUGGAAGUCUGGACGUGGGAAAAAUAACAACGCCACUCUAUUUUUAUUUUACUGUUUGUGUUAGUGGUAAGCUUACGUAUUUUUGAUAUAUUUUUUAGUGUUUCUUUGUGUCUUAUUUUUUUCAUCGCCAUCGUUGAUUUAUUCCAUCUGCUCAAUUGGAUUUCACACUGAAUUUCUCAGGAUUAUUCAAUUUGCAUUCGACUUAGUGGAUCUUUCUCAGAGUUACCCCCCGACUGAUGCACAUGUAGCUGUGUGGAUGGUGAUCACCUGUUUAUUUUUAUUUUUUAUUUUUUUUUGGCUAUUUAAAAAUGGGGAAUAAAGAUUUAUUGGAACAAAA
Molecule: messenger RNA, 2466 nt
Organism: Nerophis lumbriciformis (worm pipefish)
Lineage: Eukaryota; Metazoa; Chordata; Actinopteri; Syngnathiformes; Syngnathidae
Product: ubiquitin-conjugating enzyme E2 R1-like
Source: RefSeq, a predicted model, not a curated record